GUAUAUUAUACCAGUAUAGUUGAAUCGGAGAAUUUUUUUACCCGUGCUUAUACCUAUACGUGUAACAGAUUUCGAGUAGAGAUGCGUGGAAAAUAAUAAAUAGAAAAAUUCUAAUCCGAUUAGAUCCGCGAUGGGCGAGGUGAAUUGUAUAAUAUUUGAGAAAUUCCAAGUGAAUUUCCAGACGGAUGAGAACGACGAUUUGUACAAUAUGACAGAUGAUAUACCGUAGAGUCCGGGAUGUGGAACGAUAUCAUUCAGAAAUGUCCCAGGGAAACAACAAAACUCUUCGUCUCCGCGAGGACCUCGUCGUCUCUCCUUCCUUCUCUUUUGCUCAUCUCCUUUAACCAGACGACGCGACCUUCCGGAAUUCUGCAACCCUUCUCCGCAAAACUCACCACGUGCGCCCCCCACACGCACACACGCACACACGCACAUACACCACCCCGAAGAACUCUCCGCAGGAUCAUACAUGUAUGCAAAGGAGAGUAUAACGAUAUAUAGAUACAAAGUUGGACCCGAGAGAGUCUAUCAGGUGUAAUCCAGCUAUUCGUCCCACGGGAUAAACUACCUGACAGAAAAGCAAAUUUUUUGCCAAGAAUUCCUUCUCGUUUUUCUUCUUUUCAUUAAGCGGGGUGUUUUUUCGUAGUUCCAAAAUUUCUAAGCGGUGGGGGCGGUAAAUCGAACGUUCCAUCGAGGGAUGAUUCCACAGAUUAAUAAUUCUAAUCCCCGGGGAUCGGGCUUCAUUUUUAUUCCGGUGAGCCAGCAAACGGCUGCAGUCAGUUUCGUCGUGGCUAUACGAUUGAUAAUCUUGUUAGUGAUAUCGGCGACCGAUCGUUACCAAAAUAGCAAAGUUUGGUGGGCGUAAACAAGCGAGUGUAACGUUGUAACGUAUACCUUACGUAUAUAUACCUAUCAUCCUCUGGAAGGCGGUGUGUAGGGAUGGGUAUGGAAGUUUUCGUUAUCAGCGGCACGCAGCGCCGUCUUUAUCGGAGCCGCAGUGUCUCCUUAUCGGGAUCCAUUAGAAUAUCUAAAUACCUCCUCCUCCGCUCUCCUUCGCCUCCUUCUCCUUACGAAUGGGCGAGGGGGGGAGUCGGAGGGGCAGCCAGCGGGAGGCAUGAGGCAUGCGGCCACUUGAUAACGUUUGCCUGCAGACUGCCAUCUUAUUUAUAUUCAUCAAUGUUGGGCGCCGCUUAUCGGCGCGCUCCAGCCACACCAACAGUCCUCCGAUCACCGUACAGCGGCGGACCGUACCGUUAGUCCUUCGCAACAACCGACAAUUAUUUGCAAUUCUCUUUGUUUAUUCUUGCCACGAUAUUCCGAUAAUUUUCUUAAGCAUAUUUCAUCGAUUCCUCUCCAACGUUUAUCGCAGACCUUAUUCUCCAAAGUUAUUCGCAUUUCUGCGCGACUGGAAGCAAAUUUUUUAUCAAACUCGUUGAUUUUUUCAACGAAAUUAUUCUUACCUCCCGUUCGCCGAGCUGACCCUCGGGAGAAUUAGAUGCCGAAAAUCUUGUAACUCUACUAAAAGCGGCUCGCCUCUCGGCUCAGGGUGGUGCAGCAGUUGCAUCAGGUAAUGGCCAGAGCGUGUUGAUAGCCGUGUUAAUGGCCUGUUUAGUGUUAAACCGCCUGUAAAAUAUACGUUAUAUGUAUGGAGGAUUUUAUGUCGAUUGGGGUUCGUGUCGGUUGAGACGAUCGUGAGCGAAGAUCAAGUUAUACCGUACCUUAUAUUUCAUAGGAUAGUUUUUUUUGUAUUUAUAUAAUUUUUCAUCUUCCUUUUCGCUCUUACAAGAAUUGUUACAUAUUUGAAGUCAAGUUUUCGUUAGAAUAUCAUCGCGUUUAUGUAUUCCGGGUGAGGGAAAAAUUAGAAGAAAAAAGAGUGAAAUUAAAAAUUGAGGUUUGCGUAACACCGUGAAAAACUCUGUUAGGUAUUCGCAGACACAGACACAUAGAUACAUAUACAUAAUAAAUCCAUGUCUGCAGGCAUCGUGGUGUAAAGAGGUCUAUCCCGAUCGUUCUACUCGCGAGUAGCCGAUGUUAUCAUCGUCAUAUUAGAGGAAGUUAUAAAUCGCAUGGAAUCUAAAAUUGAUCUUUUCUGCAGUCGGUGAAGGCGGGCUGCUGGAAUUCAGGGGGAGUAAAGAGGUAGAAAUCUGCGGCAGGGGGAAGGGGGUGAGUUCCGCGGGUCCAGGCAGAGAAACGGGAGAUACGAGAAAAGGGAAAUAGAGAAGAACGGGCGAGGAGGCUAUACAUCGCGGACGGUGAGGAUGAGCCCACCCCGUCCUCCCUCCCUCUCUCUCUUUCUCUCCGUCAGUCCCUCUCCAUCUCGCCCUUUCUCCUUCUCUCUCUCUGCACCCAUCCAGAAGAGGAACCUUCGUGAGAUAUAUCGAUUGCGACGCGUCUGCGAGUCAAAGAUAAGCACAUCCCUCCCCUCCUCCGCCCGCCGCCCCUUUUGCCACCCUCAAAAACACCCUUUCGUGGCGAACGGCGACGGGCUGGUUUCCUUCUCAUCCUUACCGGGGGUGGGUAUACCUACACGCGAACAUCCCGACACCUCCGCCUUUGUUAUCGACUGAUCGAAAUAUUUUCCUCAAUUAAUUUUUUUCACCAAACUUACGGACGAUGUCCGUCAAAUCCGAGACGUAUACGACGGAAUAUUCAUUUCUUCGGUUUCCUCUUGGGAGAUAUUCUGAGAUCGUUCGUGCGGUGCAGUGUACGCGAAAACGAAAAACCGAAGAUGAAUAGGAUGAAGGAAAAGGAAGAAAAAAAUGCGGAAGUUAUGACGGGAAGAUAAGAAGAAGAAAAGAGGAGGCUGGGGUCAAUAUGACCAUAUACCUUUCUCUGGUCCUCCGAGUGCUAAAAUUAAAACUUCACUCGACGGGUGUAGGGGAAGAUGAAGAGUGGAGUGACUCGGAAAAGACCCCAUCAGUAAGCAGUGGUGUCGAAGGCGGAGGAUCUGGAGUGUCUAGUCCUGCGGCUGCACAUCCUGGCGAGGAAGAGUCCAGCCUUCCACCACCUCCACGAUUGAAUUCCGAGGAGACAAGACCUUGUUUGAAAUCGCAAAACGUUCAUAGCGCCGAAGAUGGUAGAAAAAGAUUUUCGAACAGCAAAACCGAGGAUAUUGAUAAUAUCACUUGUGCGAGAAAAUUCCAACAAGAAAGAGGCCCGACUUUACGGACGCCCGGUGACCUGAGCCCGAAGGAUAAUAUUAAAAUUAAAGAUGACGACGAUGAUGCUAUCGAGUGUGUCAAAGUCGCUAAUGACUUGACUAAAAGGACUUCCCCCUCUUACAAUUCCGCGAGAAGAAAAAGUGCUCGUAGGAUCGGGGAUUCGAGGAGGCUAGAAGAAGCGUCUUCACCUAUUCAAACGAAAAAAAUCAAACUCGAAGAGGAUAACAACACUCCAAAAUUGAGACUGAACGCUAGUCUGGCAACUGACCCUGCCCUACGACCUGCUGCCGUUGCCGGUUUAACUAUCCAACAACAGGAUAACAAGUCAAACACAAAUUCCACCCCACCCCCACUCCCGGCAGUCCUCCAGAACGCCAUAACGUCCGGUCGACUUUUUAUUCUGCCAAACGAUGGUAAGGAGGAAACAGCCAGACCUGUUCCCCUGAUCUGUCCACCCUGUGGUAUACGUUUCAGUUCAGCGAGUACUUUAGAAGCUCAUAGAACGUUCUACUGCGCUCACCGUCCUCGAGCGGAUGAGGAAAGUGCGAACGACGAUGACGAUCAGGAGAAAACAUCAGGAUCUAAAUUUGAAGUCCGUAAAGCGUACGCUUGUCCUCACUGCUCUUACAGUGCGGACAAGAAAGUUUCGCUCAACAGGCACAUGCGGAUGCACGCAGCUUCUCCCGUACCACCACCGUCAAUUUCUCAGCCUCCGUGUACGACACCCGGAAGUCCUUCGAACGGUUCGAUUGUUAACGAAGAGGCUGAAAGAUACUGCAGAAAUUGUGACAUAAGGUUUAGCUCUCUGAAAACUUAUAGGGCUCAUAAGACGCACUAUUGCAGUACGAGGCACGUCGUUAAAGACCUUCUACAACCGACGUCUCUGAAAGGUUCUCCUCCAGCCAGUUCGAGUCCCGGAGAUUCUCCACCUCCUCAACCCUGCCUUGCACUACCUACCAACCCCAUCCUCAUCGUACCAUAUUCCUUAUUUAGAGGAGCGAGUGUACUAGCCGCUCCAGCACUUCCUACUCCAGAUACAGCUUGCUUUUUACUCCCCAACGGAGCCCUUCAGCCAAUGACAAGAGGCCUCACGGCUCCACAGACUACGACUGAUGCUCCGACGGUAUUAAGAGCAGCUAAUAAACCCGCAACGCCAAUUUCCGGAGGUAAUAAUUCGAAUGUUAAUUCGUCAUCGAUGACCUCCGGACCGCUGGAUCUCAGCGUAAGAAGAUCCCUCGUCCCUCAGGACGAAAAGGAGAACAGAGUCUCACCGGUUCCCUCGUUACCAACGCCAGGGAGCCCUAGGUCCAGAGGUAGUAGUCCGAGAACUAGGUCUCUUCCCACAGGACAAAUCAGUCCAGCACCACCACCACCGACUGAAUUAGCUUUAAGAUUAGCCGAACUACCGCCGCCUCCUGUACCCGGAGUUCUCGUCAAGCAGGGAGUCUCUAGGUGUAAGGAAUGUAAUAUCGUAUUCUGUCGGCACGAGAACUUCGUCGCUCACAAAAAGCAUUAUUGUCAGGCCAGAGAGAACCCGAUAAGCAGUCCACCUCCUUCUGGAACACCAUCGCCUCCUCUUUAUCAACUGAUAUGUGCUGCUUGUGGCAUAAAAUUUGCAUCCCUUGACAACUUGGCAGCGCAUCAGGCAUUCUAUUGCGAAAAGAGAUCCGAGCCCUCGAAACAUCAGGCGAGAUGUUCAAAAUGCAAGGCAACGAUAGAACCAGGAACGACGCACACUUGUACGAUCGGACCUACGGGAGGUUGGCGAUGUCCAGUUUGCGGAUCCGUCAGUCCAACUGCCGGCGCAGCCCAAAGACACAUGGAUGCGCAUCAGGGUGUCAAAGCAUUUCGGUGCACGAUAUGUCGUUAUAAAGGGAAUACUCUUCGCGGUAUGAGGACACAUAUUAGAAUGCAUUUCGAAAAACGUGGUACAGACUUACAGGAAGAAAAUUACAUAACUUGUGUUCUCGACGAUGAAACAAUUCCUACUGCUCCGACACCCGAACCAGCAGCCGCUACCACGCCGGAUGAGAUUCCAGGGGAUCAACCGAUUCUUCACAGUACUUCGUCAGUGAAUGGAAAUUUGUCGGAAGUGAUUCAGAAAAGUCCCCAGCUCGUACAAAGUGGCGUAACGACGGCGAAGACAGCAAUAUUAACAACAGCGACCAGUACGACGUCAAACACAUCAUCCGUUAUGAUACCAAAUAAUAUUAUUCCUCACGUAGGUGUUAAACAGGAAAGAGACGAUACGCCACCACCAGAAGAGAGUUUAGACCCUACAAAAACAGGACCCAGAUAUUGCCAUUCUUGUGACAUAAGUUUUACCUAUUUAAGUACCUUUAUUGCACACAAGAAAUUUUACUGCUCAAGUCAUGCGGGAGAAGCAAGCAAUAAUAACAACAAUUCUAGUAGCCACGUUGAUCACCCUACAACAAAUUCUAGUGCUCCUAGUACUCCCGUUAAUUCUGCCAAUGCUGCACCUACUAACAGGAGCGAAGCUUCCGUACUUUAAAUUUUCAUUUAAACUAAUAAAAUUAAUGGAUUUCGAAAACAAGAGAAGAAUAGUAGAGAAAGUAAAAGAGAUAUAUGAACGCCGAGUUAUUUCUAUCAUUUUCUAGUAUUUUUUUUUUUAUACAAGUCCGCGGAAUCAAUCGGGAGACUGAGAGUUGUAGUUCGUUUAUGUCGGUUUCUACUUUUCAGUGUUUUAUUUUGCUUGUUUCGUGUUUGCGUUUUUUGUUCACAGACAUCAAGAGUGCGAUGUUAUCGAGAGUUUAUAUGUAUGUAGCAUUAAUUUUUUUUGUUUUUCAAUUUACAAAAACUAUAGCUAAAUAUUGUUUUCAUGUAAAGUCUUUGCUACAAUCUUCUAGUCAUUCAAAAAUGUAUUCGCUAAAUUUUCCCAUACUAAUCAUGAACGGUGAAGAAAAAAUUUCGAACAAACAAACGAAUCAACGUUGAAAAACUCCUUUCCGGACACUGUAAAGUUGAAACAAAAGAUAUAAAAAUAAAUAGGUAAAAAAGAAACACGUCUCUCUAUAUAUGUACAUAACUAUACCUACGAAAUAUUAUGUACUUCAAAAAAUUUCUCUCUGUAAUAUAAGAUUCAAAAUUCUUAAAAACAUUAAAUUUUACAAGUACAUAAAUUCUACGUUUUUCGCAUAGAUAAAAAUGAAUAUAAUGCUACUAAGAGUAAUAAAAAGAACAUUAUUAGUAAUAGUAAUAAUAAUAAUAACAACAACAACAACAAUAAUAAUCAUAAUAACAGUAGGACUAGUAGCUGUAGUGGUAGAAGUAGUAGUAGUAAUAGUAGUACACGAUAAGAUGUAAGGGUAUAGUUAUACCUACACAACCUAUGAAAAUUCGCAACUCCAAAACUAAGGGUAUUACAAAAGAUUAAAAAAGUCUGUUCUACA
This is a messenger RNA of Athalia rosae (coleseed sawfly), 6571 nucleotides long. RefSeq names its product zinc finger protein ush (gene ush). The transcript is spliced from 6 exons. Gene Ontology annotation, molecular function: RNA polymerase II-specific DNA-binding transcription factor binding. The record is from RefSeq and is a predicted model, not a curated record. NCBI's taxonomy places the organism in Eukaryota, Metazoa, Arthropoda, Insecta, Hymenoptera, Athaliidae. Bases 2815 to 5673 code for a protein of 952 amino acids. Gene Ontology annotation, biological process: heart development; cell differentiation; negative regulation of transcription by RNA polymerase II. Gene Ontology annotation, cellular component: nucleus.